AUGUCGCUGAGGGCACAUGGUUCCGAGGCUGAUUAUCAUAUACAACAGUUGAUUGAUCUCUUCAGAGAGAUUGAUGCCGCUCGGGAUCCCACGCCAUCGAGCAAGUACAUCCCACGCAUCAAGGCAGUAGAGACCAUCGAUGAGCCGCCAAAGGUGUCCAAGCUCCUCAAGAACAAAGCGCGAUGGUGGAUGAUUGUGUUGGGAUAUUGCACUUCAUCGUGCGUGCCCUUCGUGGCGUUCUUGUUCUCAUCGGGAAAGGUAAUCGAGAUUCUAAACAAGAUGGACAAUAAGUAA
Molecule: messenger RNA, 294 nt
Organism: Sparassis crispa
Lineage: Eukaryota; Fungi; Basidiomycota; Agaricomycetes; Polyporales; Sparassidaceae
Exons: 1
Coding region: 1-294 (97 amino acids)
Source: RefSeq, a predicted model, not a curated record